AAUCGCUGUUUGAGCCGUCCCUGAGCAAAGGUUGCGCAUUCAAUCUGGGCAGGUUUGCAACAAUUUCAUACAAUUUGUCAAUGUCCACUUCGUGGCUCGUUUAGAACCAGCAUGCGCAACAAAGCAAAAGAGGUUGAGUGGAAGUGUUUUGCAUUGGUGAAAACACAAGAAAGAUACUCACAUUUUGGCUGAGGCUUACUUGAGGUUUGCUUGUGUGUGAUGAUAGCGUUGAAUGACCGCAGAGCCUUUUUGUAUGGCUAAGAACGCACCUUGCUGCUGCAGGUUAUGAGUCAUGAGCCCAACGCAGUGAGCCAUUUACCGCGUGGGCCGUAAGACCUUGUGUUGGAGAGGCUGCCCAGAGACGCAAAAGCCAUGGAUGAUGGCGAGCCGAAUUCCUUUUGGAACCAAAUGGCUUGAGAGGAGCUUGCGCCGAUGCAGCUGCGGCCAGGAGGAUUACCAGAGGGGGGCAGGGGAGACGAUGGAAGGCUCGGAGGAGAAGGAUGGCGUUGAGAAGCUUCGCAGCUGGUCGCGCCAAGUCUUCCGAGCUGGUUGGCCCGGUUCUGCAGAAGAGUGUUUUGGAUUGUAUUUGCUCAGGAACCACAAACAAUCUUCCGAAGCCAAAUUUGGGCAGCGCCAAAAGAACUUGGACAUCAAUGCGGACCAGUCAACAAGCUGCAGGCAAAAAUGGCGACUGUUGCUUUACAAGUCCUGAAUGUACUGGAGCUGUUCCAGCUUGAAACAUCGGAAGAGAAUGACUGACUGCCCAGUGAUCAGAACAAGUCGAACGUCGACAAGCCUAUGGAGCCCCAAAGAGGAUAAAGUCCAGAAGUUGGAAGCAGACAUCAGGCCAACGCGCAAGCUGCGGGGAGUGGGGGCCGGCCUGGAAAAGACAGGGAUAACUCGGAUAACUGCACUGCCGAGCUCUAUGGCACGUUCGGCGCGAGGGCAUCUGGGGGAGCAUCGUGAAGCGGGGGAGAACACUGAUUGGUUACGUCAUUUCUUUAGUCGUUGAGGUUCGUUACCAUGAAGGAUGUGGGGUGCUCCUGGCCUCGGGUGCCACGAGCAUCCUCAGGGCUCGACUUUUGUUUGGUGCGACAUUGUGCUACGAUCGUGCGAGCUCAGAGGACAACUUUGCAGAUCUGGCAAAAUGCCGGCGGGGAGUGCGUAGGUGAAAACACGAG
Messenger RNA from Durusdinium trenchii, 1181 nucleotides. Lineage: Eukaryota; Dinophyceae; Suessiales; Symbiodiniaceae. The record is from the annotation of a GenBank genome assembly.